Eruca vesicaria subsp. sativa (arugula) is the source of this 1410-nucleotide messenger RNA. The record is from the annotation of a GenBank genome assembly. NCBI's taxonomy places the organism in Eukaryota, Viridiplantae, Streptophyta, Magnoliopsida, Brassicales, Brassicaceae.
GACAAAGAUUCUUCUCCGCUUCAAAAUAGUCUCUACUUGUGUCCUCUCUGUGUCUUCCACUGCUUCUUCCAACUUCUCCGCCGCGCCACCGGAACUCCCUCUUUCUCCUUACCCUGUUUUCGUCUCCGGCGCCGUUGCUGCAGAAACAGGCAAAGCUUAUCUCUUUUGUUUCCCUGCUGCUGCUCUGUAUUGGGUUUUGAUUAGUUCUGAGGCUGUGUAUCAAAAUCAAAAGAGAAGCUUUUUUUUUUAAUGGAGGAUACCAAAGAAACGCAGUUGCGAGAUGUGCCUUGUGUUGCUGAUGAUGCCCUCAAGGAACAACUUGGGGAGGAGGCAGAGAAAGAUCAAAACUUUACUGAACCCCACCACCAGCCCCUUCUUCUUGGGGGUAAUGAAGGUGCUACUGGUGAAAAGAAGACUAAUGCCAACGUGCAGUUCUCAAGUCCUGAGACUGGAGAUGGGAGUGUCAAAAAGCGUAAGACUUGGUUGCUCAGUGACUCUGAGGAGGCAUUGGGAGUUGAUGAAGCAGGGACUCUAGAAGAGCAGCAGGAGUUUCUCAGAGAGUUGGCAACCUUUCACAGAGAGAACUACCUUGAUUACAAACCUCUUAAGUUUUAUGGGCAACCUUUAAACGCUCUCAAGCUAUGGAGAGCAGUCAUUAAACUAGGUGGCUACGACGUGGUCACCACAACAAAGCUAUGGCGGCAAGUUGGAGAAUCUUUCAAUCCUCCAAAGACAUGCACAACUGUCUCCUACACAUUCCGCAUUUUCUAUGAGAAGGCACUUUUAGAGUAUGAAAAGAGUUUAAGGAAAAAUGGUGACCUUAACUUUCCUGAUUCAACACUCAAUCUAUCUUCAAGCCUCGAGAAAGAGGCCAUUAACCAUCAAGGUUCAGGAUCAGGCAGGGCCCGAAGAGAUUCUGCAGCUCGUGCUAUGCAAGGUUGGCAUAAACAACGCCUUGUUGGACCUGGAGAGUCUGAGACUACUGUUAAGGAUAAGGGCUCCAACUCAACCCCAAAGCAUAAGAAACUCAAAAGCAUUGGGCUGCCAAAACCCAGAACACAAACUUACAUGGACCCUAUUGUUUCACUAGAAGCAGAAAAACAGUCGUUUGCUGAUGUUGUUGAUGAUGGACCCCUUGCUGACUGGGUGAAGAUAACUGUCAAAGAAACUAAGAACUCCUUUGAGGUAUUUGCUUUGGUACCUGGACUUCUUCGCCAUGAGGUUCGAAUCCAAUCAGAUCCAGCUGGACGGCUGAUUAUAACAGGCGAGCCUGAGCAGCUUGACAAUCCUUGGGGCAUUACACCAUUCAAAAAGAUUGUUAGCUUACCAGCAAGAAUCGAUCCGCUGCGCACAUCUGCGGUCAUAAGCUUGCAUGGUCGGGUGUUCAUACGAGCUCCAUUUGAACAGUGA